Molecule: messenger RNA, 1043 nt
Organism: Chenopodium quinoa (quinoa)
Lineage: Eukaryota; Viridiplantae; Streptophyta; Magnoliopsida; Caryophyllales; Amaranthaceae
Product: dirigent protein 23-like
Exons: 1
Coding region: 122-901 (259 amino acids)
Source: RefSeq, a predicted model, not a curated record
CUACACAUUCUUUUUAGAUGACCAGCAUAUACCUACAUAACAACCAUCAUUGUCUCUUUUCCCUUUUACUUUUCCUUUUGUUAACAACCCACCAACCAAACCAUGUUCCAUACCACAUAUUAUGUCCUUCAAAACUAUAUUACAUCUUACCAAAAAUAAAAUCAAACUUAUUUGUCCAUCCACCAAAAUUAUGGCAAAAUCAUCAAAUAUUCCCACCAUUUUUCUCCUAUCUUCUCUUCUCAUCCUAGCCUUACUACCUACAAACCAUGCAAUAUUCUCUAGAACAAUUUCUAAAGAAGAAAUUGGCAUAAAAGACGAUGACAAACAAACCCAUCUCACCUUCUACUAUCACGACACCCUUAGUGGCUCGAACCCAUCAUCGAUCCAAAUCGCUAAGGCAAAGUCUACCGAUACCUCACCCACCAUGUUCGGUGCCCUAUCCAUGAUGGAUGAUCCCUUAACCGAAGGGCCUGAACCCACGUCCAAAUUAGUAGGUCGUGCUCAAGGAAUGUACGGGUUUGCGGACCAACAAGAGUCCGCUUUAUUAAUGGUAAUGAAUUUUUAUUUCUUAGAAGGGCAAUAUAACGGAAGUACACUAAGCGUUUUAGGAAGGGAUGCUAUGAACGACAGUGUACGUGAAAUGCCCGUGAUUGGUGGUACCGGAACGUUUCGAUUUGCUAAGGGUUACGUUCAAGCUAAAACUCAAACGUUCGAUCAAAAGACGGGUGAUGCGGUUGUGCUAUUCAAUGUGUUUGUGAAUCAUGCUUCUAGUGUUAGUGGUCAGUCCGGUGGCGGGUCGACCUCGAGUGAUGGUGCACCUUCAUCUAGCCAAGCAACUCCCUCUAAGAUAAUGUCACUUAGUUUCUUCAUGAUUCCUAUUUUGUACCUAUGUAUUUUUUGAUUUGAGUAGUGUAAUUUUUUGUUUGUUUUAGAGUACUUGUAUGUUUGUAUGAGAAGGAAUAUUUCUAUCAUCUACUCGUUUUUUUUUUAAGUGGUGCAAAAAUUGAAUUCGUUAUGCAUAAUUGUGAUUUUUUGGGUGGAUU